Messenger RNA from Pogona vitticeps (central bearded dragon), 3544 nucleotides. The record is from RefSeq and is a predicted model, not a curated record. NCBI's taxonomy places the organism in Eukaryota, Metazoa, Chordata, Lepidosauria, Squamata, Agamidae.
CACUUUUUUAUUUAUUUAUUUACACAGGACGCCAGACUGGCACCCAGGCAACACGCAUGCGCAGUCGACUCCUUCCCAAGCUUCCGUUUCUUCUUCUUCUCGAGAGAGAACAUCCCGUGGAACGAUGAAGCCUCGAAGAAUACACGAGCGCCCCGAAAGGCUUUCUUGCGCAUGCCCGAUCCUCUUCGUCGUAGCAACGCUAUGUGCGUAGCGAGAUCUUAAUACCGCGGGAAAGGACGGCCUCGCUGCGCCUGCGCGUAAGUCAGGCAGCCUGUCAUCUCCCGUCAUGUUUUUUUUUCCCGCCAUCGAUCUUGGCGGCGUUGUUGCCCCGGCUGAUGCUUCCGUUUUCCAGAGGUGGCUGAGAUUCUAGGAAAGCCCGUGAGUCUAAGAGGAAGGAGGCGAGAACUCGGUGCAGGAAGCAAGGGGAGGAAGAUGAUGGCUGCAUGUUGAGAUGGACUAAUAGGGCUACUUCCUUGGAAAAUGCUUGAAAUUGAGAACACUCAUCUGGAACACUUCUAACCUUCCGGAUAUAAGCAAUAUAUGGAAGAUAACACAUAAGCACAUGAUGGAAGAUAACAAAGAAAAGGAGCAACUUACAACAGCAGCUGAAAAAUGUCUCAAGAAAGAAGAGACUGAGGCUGUUGCAGAAAGUCUAACUCAUUAUAAAGACAUUGAAGCAACUUCGUCUUCAUCAUGUCACUUGUGUCUCAAAGCACUUCCAGAAGGAUGGGAAAAGAUAAUGAAGAAAAGGCAGACUGGCAAAACAGCAGGAAAAUAUGAUGUAUAUUUUGUUAGUCCUCAAGGAACAAAGCUGAGAUCCAGACGAGCCCUUUUAGAAUACUUCAGAAAGAACAGAGAAACUGUUCUUAAAUUAGAGGAUUUUGAUUUUUCUGUCUCUGUUCCAAAGAGGAUACAAACAGCCAAUUGUUGUAGAAUCAGGACUGUGGAGUCAGAAGCACAGAGCUGUACCUCUGACAGCCAGAAUCAAGAACGUAGGCUGCAAACUGGUGAAGUAGAAGAUAUCUCUCCACAAAAUCAAUUUUUGAAAUUUCGAAUCAGGGUUGGAAAGCGGGACAAGACUUCCGUUUCUUUGCAGAGUGAGUCCGCUACAGAUGCUGUCUCAGAGGACUGUCAUUUGAAAGCCAAGGAAAACGAUAGAGUUGCCCAAACGGUUCAGAUUAAGAAAGCCAGAAGUCAUUCAGAAAUUAGGAAUUUGAAUGAUGACCAAAAGAGAAAACAGGGAAUACCAUCAAAUAAAAAACAAGGGGUUGGAUGCGUUAAAAAUUCCAGACGAAAGACUGACUUACAUGCCCUUAAUAGUGAUAAUAUAUGUGGUGGCAAAGUGUGCCAGAAAGGCUCAAGGAAAAGAAAAACAGACCGGAAGGAUGAACUGCUGUUUUCGCAGCCCAAACUGGAGCCACAUGUUCCAUCAGGUACAGAUGUCUUGGAACACAAGUCAGGCACAGAAAACUUAAGAAGUGGCGAAGUUCUCAGCAGGAGAGUUACUGUAGCACUUGAUGCAAACCUUUCAAAAUCUGAAAUGGAGAGAAAUGGGCUGCCUUCAGAAAACCAGGGUUUGAAAAUUGCUCCCAGUGUGGAUGUUAAUGUUCCACAGCUGUGUGAUGAGAGAUGUUUUACUUCAUUAAAAGAGAAACGUAUUCAAAGAACUCAAAUGGAAAGAAGGAAAACUAGUCCAUAUUUUUCCAGUAAAUUCACCAAAGAAGCUCCAAGCCCACCUAGAAGAAAGGCUUUUAAGAAAUGGAUUCCACCUCGCUCUCCUUUUAAUUUGGUCCAAGAAACAUUGUUCCAUGAUCCAUGGAAGCUACUAAUUGCAACAAUAUUUCUGAAUAAGACCUCAGGAAAAAUGGCCAUUCCGGUCCUGUGGGAAUUUUUAAAGAAAUAUCCUUCAGCUACAGUGGCGAGAACUGCUGACUGGAAGGAAAUGUCAGAGCUACUUAAACCCCUUGGCUUGUAUGAACUCAGAGCGAAGACCAUCAUCAAAUUUUCAGAUGAAUAUUUGGUCAAACAAUGGAAAUAUCCUAUUGAGUUGCAUGGGAUCGGGAAAUAUGGAAAUGACUCUUACAGGAUCUUCUGUGUCAAUGAGUGGAAAGAGGUUCAACCACAAGACCAUAAGCUGAAUGUAUAUCAUACUUGGCUUCAGGAGAACUAUGAGAAACUGGAUCAUAAUAAUUAGCACUGCAUGCACAUGCCUUACUGUCUUUUAAAAAUCUGGCAGAUGCUAGUGUCCCUUUUAGUUACUAUAAAAUGAAACCAGUAUUUUUAUAUACAUGAUAGCGCACUCUGGACAUUUUAUUAAAUAAUAUUUGUAUAUAAUGUUGUUCAAAAGCUGUAAUUAAAGUCAACUAAGAACUUUUAAUAUAAUGGCUUCUAAAUUGUUCAUUAUGAUGUAUUAAUAAUAUAUUGUUCAUUAAUAAUGCAUUAAUAAUACAAAUCUUAGUGGUACAUAGAUGUGGAAUUGAUGCAGUUAAAUAUAGCAUUUUCCAAAGUCCUUGUAAGGAGGUACUGGAGGUACACAUCAAACUGGACUUCACUGUUUCGUUAAGUGCUGCCAUUUAACCUCUCCUAUUAAAAUACCUUUCUAAGGAGCACGUUACUUAUUUAAAUGCCUGCUUGAAAAGACAGACCUUUGCCUGACAAGUACAAAUCCCAUUGUCCCUGAUACUUGGCCAUGUUGGCUGAUAGUUCUGAGUCCAAAGCAGCUGGUCAGGCAAAGAUUCUUCCCAUCUCCGUAGGGAGCGCCUUUAUUCCACCAACAGGUUUCAGCCAACCUAAACUAGUGUUUCUGUUUAAAGGUUGGUUAUGGCUAGGAUUCUGUUCAUGUUAGCUGCUGAAAAACUCUUCUAUAGCUCAAAACUGCUAGACUACUGAUAAUGUUGAGAGGAAAUGAUUUCCUAUACAAAGUGUCAACAGUUACCUUCAUUCUCUUUCCACACAUUUAGUCCAAACUUUUACUGACAACUGGGAAUAAUUUGGCAUGACCCUGUCACAUUCUCAGGGGAUUCAGCAGGUGAAAGUCCGAUAAGCCAGUCCAAUGUCAGAAGUCCGGGAGAUCAAAACAGAUGCUGAAUUGUCAAAACCAAAACACAAACCGUAGUCCAAAGUCCGAGUGCCAAGGGUCAGGAGAGCAAGGUCGUUCAGGAUAAACCAGAGUGUGGACGCAAGCCAGGGAAUUGACUUGAUGUUUCUAUGAGAAGCAUGCCAGCUUCAGAUCUACCUGUUGUAAGUUUCUGCUGGAGCCUAUCCCUAACUCUGAGGGGAGGGAGGGAGGAUAAAUUGACAGUGAUUCAUUACUGAUUGCAGCUGUCUGUGAUAACAGAGGGCCUCCAAUUCCACUAAUUGCCGCCCACUUCCCUGGGCUGCAAUUAACUCAUCCAAUUCCAGGUCUUCUUCAGCUGAACUCAUGACAGACCCCUUGAAACCAAUCCUAUAACUUAAAUUUUCUGUAAGUACCAUGUUCUCAUAUUUUUAAUGAUGUGCAUUGUCUAAGAUCAGGACUUAGCAAAGUGUGUUCUAGAAUGUAAGG